AUGACAAUUACUACAGUUGUAAAUUUUACAAUUCAUAGUUUAACGACUACAACGUGUUUUAAAUACACAAUCCUCAACAUCAAAUCCACUAUGAAGAGACAACAAAAUACGAUGGAGCAAUUCGACUUCGCGACUGCUUCACCACAAGAAAGCGAAUUAAAGCAAUUGAAGGUGGCGUCGACAUGGAUCAAAGUGUCAACAUAUUCUGCAAUCGAAUCAACCGAUUCGGUUGCUUUUAAACGUCGACAUGGACGACAUAUACUGCAAUGCGAAUCAAGUGAUUCGGUGUCUUUUAAACGUCGACGUACUCUGCAAUCGAAUCAAGCGAUUCG
Messenger RNA from Funneliformis caledonium, 332 nucleotides. The record is from the annotation of a GenBank genome assembly. NCBI's taxonomy places the organism in Eukaryota, Fungi, Glomeromycota, Glomeromycetes, Glomerales, Glomeraceae.